GCGCCGUCCCCGGCGCUCCCGGGCGGUCCCCGGCGCUCCCGGGCGGCUGCCGCCUCGCCCCGUCGUGCACGGGUCCCCCCCGCCCCGCGAAAGGAACGGCGAGGAUGUCCGGGAGCACGGCGAGGAAGGUGCAGCCCUUCACCAUCAGCACCAAGCUGUCGCUGCCCAAGUGCGCCGGCGGCUUCUCCGGGAGCGCCUGCCCCGGCAUCGCGCUCGCCUCCGCGCUGGACACGCACCGCGGGCUCCGCCGCAGCCUCAACCAGCGCAUCUCGCUCUACCUGGCCCAAGCCCGGGCUCCCGAGGGGCAGCCCCGCAGCCCCAGCCCCGGCCCCGGCGAGGACGGGGGCGCCGAGGAGGAGCGGCUGAGCCGCAGCUCCCUGGCUCGCUCCAUCAAGAAGAUCACGCUGUCCAACUGGCAUGGGGAGGCUGGCACGGCGGAACCAGGGGCACCCGGCGACCCUGCCCGGGCUGGCGGCGAGAGGAACCACAAUAACAACAACAGCAGGACGGGGAAAGCUCAGUUCAAGGUCUUCCUCAGGAAGGAUGUGGAUGCAGAAGACGAGCAGCAUGAAGCUGGGAGUCCCCGGGCUGGUGGCUUCUGCUCUCCAGUGGACAGAGGCUCGCCCUUCUAUGCGCUGGCAGGACCCCUGGCAUCAUCACCCCGGAGAGAGAGCCCCAAGGCCAAGGAGCCCACAGCAGCACCAAAAUGCAGUGGGCGAAGCGGCGCAAGAAUGUCCCCUAUCCUCGACCUGAGUCCUCUGGUAGCCCAAUUCAACCGGGAGAUGUUGCAGGCGGAGGGCUGGGUGCGAGGCAAACUGCGGGACCUGAAAGAUGGCUGCGACCUCCAGGACUGGGAGGAGGUAGCUCAGACACUGCAAAGGGACAUGAAAGAUUUUGAGAACACACUGAUAAAGCUCAACCAGAUGGGUGAGCAGCUGAUGUGGCAGGUGAGCCCCAGUGCAGAGGGGGUGCGGAGGCAGUUGCUGGCCCUGAAGGACCAGUGGCAGCUCCUGAAGCAGACAGCUGUGAGCCAGAGCAAAGCACUGGGCGGGCUGAGGAGCCUGCAGGACUUCAACAGGAAAGCUGAGCGACUUGAAGAAUGGAUCAGGCACAAGGAGGAGAAGCCCUCCGUGGUAGCCCUCUUGCAGGAAUAUCCAGAAAAGAUCCAGCUUGCCCGCCGCAUCCUUGACUUGAAGCAGGAGGAGCAGCAGUUCCAGAAUCUGCAUGAGGAGCUGAACAGCCUGGCCCAGAAGCUGGAGAAACAAGGCAAAAGUGAGAGCAGGAGCAUCUCAGCCCGACGCAAGCACCUCAACAAAAUGUGGCUGCGGCUGCAGGGGACCCUAAAGGAGCACCAUGAGGCUCUGCAGCUGGCCCUGGAGGUGGCCACCUUCCUUCAGCAAGCAGACGCCCUGCUCGGAGCCAUCCAUGCCAAGAAGAGUGUCUGUGGUGUGGGGAAGUCAGGAGAGGGCGAUCCAGGCCGGGAUCGGGAUGUCAGGGACAUAGCCAGCCAGGUGAUGAUGCUGGAUGUGACUGUGUCCCAGCUCCUCAGCCUGCAGCCCAGCCUGGCAGCCCGAGUCACCCCCAAACACCGAGAUGUCAAGAAGAGCUGGGUGCAACUCCAGGAGGCACUGAGGACAGAGAAGACUCCAGCGCUGGCAAGCAGUUCCUUGAGGGGCAAAGCUGCGGCUCCAAGUGCGAAGCCUCGAGGAGAGGAUAGCAAUUGUGGGGCUGUGGGGAAGGAGGCAGGAGACAAAUGGACAAGAGGUCUUGGGAGCAUGGUGCUGAAGGACGUGCCGGGGAAAGUGGUGGAACACAGGAGAGGGGAGAAGAGCUGCCCUGGCUCUCCAGCAAUGGGGCAGCCACCUCAUGGCAAAGACAGUAAAAGGAGGAGGAGAGAGAACGAGGCUGAGUGUGAGACACGGCAGCUGGAGGCCCAGGUGCAGGACAUCUGUCAGGUGGUGAACGUGGAAAGUGCGGAUCCUGGUGUCCCCCCGUCUCUGGUGAGGCAUGUGGAGAGUGUGGGGACAGCACAGAAGCAGCAGGAGCCCUCGGACUGCAGUGCCAGGACUGAGCUGGAAGGGCCAGCACCAGGGGAACCUCCAGGGAGCCCGCAGGUGGAGGCCAUGCUGCGGGAGCUAGGGGAGCUGUGGGAAGACCUGCAGAGGAAGCACCAAGAGAAUGGCGCUGUGCUGAGGGAAAUUGAUAAGGCACUGAGGCUGGUGGGGGAGCUGGACCGGGCUGAGCAGUGGCUACAGUCUGUGGCUGGGUCACUCUCGGAGCCAGCCACCAUGAGAAGCCCAGUGGAGCUGCGCCAGGACCUAGAGGAGACAGGCCAACUGGAGAGGCAGCUCCUGCUGUGCGGACUCAAGCUCCAGGCACUGCGGGAGGAGGCUGUGAGCGAGCCACCAGCUGAGCACGAGGGGGCAAGGAAGAUGCAGAGGAAGGUGGAGAUGGUGGAGGAGAAGUUGGCACGUGUGCAGGCAGCCCUGCGGCGCCGGGCGGCAGAUCUGCGUGACUCCCUGGUGCUGUCUGAGUUCCUGCAGGACCUGCAAGAGGAGGAGGCACGGAGCCGGCAGGGACCUGCAGUGUCAGGGAGUGGGCAUUGUCGCUUACAGGGGUCUUUUCCCCUGAUCUCGGCCCAGGCCGGGCAGCCAUUGAGCAGCGAGGAGAUGAUCUGCCCCUUGGGAGAGCUGCAGGAGGCUGUGGAGAUGUUGAACGAUGCGGCAAAGGAGCGGGAACGGGUUGUGGAGGUGGCAGCGGAGACAGAGAGCCUGGAGCGCCUGGUGGCAGAAGUGUCCCCGCACUUGGAGGCCCUCCGAUGCAAAGCUGAGGCACUGGCUCAUGAUACUGCCCAAGCUGAAAGCGGCUUCACCACAGUGAAGAGUGAGAAGGAUCUCCAGGGGGUGCAGGGUUUGCUGAGACAGCAGCAGGAGAUGGAGCAUGCAGUGGCAGAGACCUUGCAGGGGCAGAUGGAGGAGCUGGAGAGGGCAGCUGCCCACUUGCAAGAGCUCUGCCCUGCUCGGCUGUGCCCUGUCAGCCAGGAUGUGCAGCGAACACUGCAGGCCUGGGAAAGGCUGCAGGAGCUGCUGCAGAAGACCCGCGCCGGUGUGCAGCAGGCUGGCCAGCUGCGGCUCUUCUUCAAGGAUUACUUAGCCAUGAUCUCCUGGACUGAGGACACGCGGGCCCAGAUCUUCUCUGAAAGCCCAAGUGUCCAUGGCCUCCCGGAGACUCCAUGUGAGGAGCUGGAGAAGAGGAUUGAAGGGAAGCUUAAGGAGUUCGAGGUGCUGGCGGCAGCGGGGCAGCAGCUGGUGUCUGAGGAGCACUACCUGAGUGCAACAAUAAAGGAACGCCUGGAGGAGCUGCGGAGCAUGCUGGGCUGGGUGCUGGUGCGCUGGCGAGCACAAAGGCACCAGCGGGACCCAGAGAGCAAUAAGGAGGACAGAAAGGACCCGGAAAGCCCCUUGGGCCCAUCUCCUGCUGGCCAAGAGCAGUGCACCCCAUGUACUCAGCCCUGGCUGGAGAGCAUCCGCAGCCCAGUAGGGUUCAUACCCUGCUCUUCCCCCAAGCCUGUACAAAGAUCUGAGCCACAAGGGCCAGUGAAAAUGGCCAGCUUCCCACUGGCAUCAUCCCUCUCGGAUGCCCCAUCAGCAGUGGAGAGAAACUGGGGGGAGCUCAGCAGCAUGACACCCCAUGGCACAGGAACCCCUGAGGAGACUGUUGGAUGGGAUUCUGCUGAGACCUCCACACUCCUGCUGCCACCAGGCCCCGCUGGAAUCGGGGGGACGAUCAACCUCAUCCUCAACAUUAACAAGAAGGGCGAGAAGAAAAGGGUGCAGAUGGUGGCCGACAGUGAGCGACCAGGGGAGGAGGAGCUACGGAUGCUCUCUGGCACUAAACCCUCAGGCUGUAAAACCUUUUGGAAGCGUUGCCAGGGGCUUUUAGGAAACACUUGGGGUAGUUUAAAGCGAAAGAGAAAGCCGCCUCACCAGCUGGUGGAAGAGGUGGAGGCUGUGAAAACCUCCAGCGUGAAGCGGCUGCCUGCCAUCACUUGCUACCCUCCAGCAUCCAGCAGUGAGACUCCGUCUGUCUCCCACACCCUGCCCAAGGCCGGGGCUGUCUCCCUCUUCAACAGCUUGCAGCGGCGGGAGCGGGCACGGGCUGAACAAGCCCGGCUGCUGACACUGCAGGGCAUCAUGGGCACCAGCUCCCUGCAGCCCACACCUGAGGAGCGCCAUGGCCCCAGCAACACAUGGCCUCAGAAAUGCGGCUGGAGGAAGGGGAGCCCAGGAACGGCCACUGCUGGACGCCAACUUGGGGAGCUGCUGCUCUAUGUCAGGAAUCCACUGGUGCGGGACAUCGAUGCUGAGUGUGGGGCCAUCCCUGGAGACCCCCGCGCCUCUGCUUCCAAAACUACGUGCCCCCACCUUUCCCUGGGCUCCGUGCUCAGCGUGGAGCUUCCCCGGGACAUGGCAGUCCUGAGGCAGCACCGAGGAUCCAUGGCACGGUGGGAGGAGGCAGAGGAGCAGGAUCAGAAGCAGGGCGAAAGGGUGAGGCAGUGGGAGCCCAGCAGGGAUGGACAGCAGGAGGAAGAGGUGGAUGUGGAUAGGCACAGUCCGCAGGGUUCCAGCGAGUGUCUGGAGACAUCCCCCAAGAGUGAACGAGGAACAUGGUUUGAGGAAGUGAGUUUCAACCCUAGCUAUAGCCAGCAAAGGGUGCACCAUGCUAAGGAGAAGCGCUGGAGCCCACAGUGCCCUGGCAGCACCAGUGAAGACCUGGACUUCAGGCCAAGCAGGCCAUCCCACGUUGGCAUGUUGCACGAGUGGGUCAGCCGGGAGAGUGACAAGGUGGCUGCCUGGCUGGGCCAGGAUGGCAGCCCCAGCAUCGCCAGCAAGGCCAGGCAUCAUGAAGCUUCUCUGCUGGAGCUCAGGUCAUCCCCCGCUGGCGUCCCAGGGAGGGCAAGACCCACCCCCAGCACUGCCUGCACACAGCAGCCAGCCAGCAGUGACCAGCCCAGAGGUUCUCCAGCUUCCCCCACCGCCCCCACGCGGCUCUCAGUCUUUGAGUGGGCACAGGGGUCCCCCCAGUCCCCCAGCCCUGUGCCAGCUGCCGGGGAGGUUUGUCACCCUGCCCACGGGCAGUUUGAGGAAGAGGAGGAGGAGCUGCAGGCCAUCUGGGAUGGUACAGGCGAGCAGCGGGUACCUAGCCCACCAGCAGGCAUCCGCGCCUGCCACCGGCCAGGGAGCAGGGCGGGCAGCCUGCCCAGCCCCAAAGUGACUGCUGGUGGGCCCCUCAUCCUUUCGGCAGCCAACAACAUGCUGGUGGCCAAGUUCACCCUUCCCACUGCCCCCCAGCUCCUCCACAGCCUGACGGAAAAGAAGAGCCCCGGUGUGGGGCACGCCAGUGGUGGCAGCCCCAGUGGUCACAGGGCAUCCCCCUGCACAGAGGAUCUGGUGUCUGCAGCCCCCUUGGAUGGCCCAGGUGCCUGGGAUCGGCGGAGGCGUGGGAAGGAGGAGAGAGAGGGUGGCAAGGCUGCCCCUGUUAAAACAGAGUUUCAGAUGAUGGAGGGUACACUGGAAAGGAAGCACGUGUUGCAGACAGGAGGGAGAAAGGCCAACUGCCGGGCCUGGGGCCUCUUCCAUGCUGUGCUGAUGAGGCAGACGUUGUGCUUCUACCAGGACCGCAGGGACAGCCUCAAGAGCUCCGUGGUGGCCCUUCCCCUGAAUCUCUCCGGAGCUGUCUGCACCCCAGACGCCGAGUACACCAAGAAGACCAACUGCUUCAGGCUACAGCUGCGGGAUGGCUCCGAGUACCUCCUGAGGGCCCCAUCCCAGCCCCUCAUGAACGAAUGGGUCUCCAAGCUGCAGCAAAACUCAGGUUUCCCCGAAGUGGAUUACUUCCAGGCGGCAGCACAGUGUGUCAAAGGCACUGGCAAUGCUGGGGGUUUCAGCAAGGUCCCCAGCCCCGCGAGUUCCCACCUCCAGGGACACCAUCAGAUCGUGACCACCAAGAGCCAGGAGAUUGUGGUGCUACCCCACUCAAAAGCCCAGCUGCAGUGGCCUCUGGGCAGCCAGGAUGGCCCAGCCGAUGGGGCUGCCGCAGCAGCAGAGGAUGCUGAUGAGGCUGGGCACAGGGAGCAGCAGUGGUCACCCAGGGGGUCCCCGGGACUGUGGGACAACAGCUGCCAAGAUGACGACUAUGGGCUGGUGGCCAACAAGAGGAGGUCCUACUCCUUCACUUCAGCCACCUACCAGAAGAUCACACCAGUGGCUGUGCCCAAGAAGUCAACGGAGGCUGGGAGCAGCUACUCAGUCACACUGUACAUUGGGGAGCAAGCACCGGCCGUGCCCCGGGCACGGUGUCACUCCUUGGUGGCCCGGACGGGGAGCCCACGGGACGUGGUGGGGGAGAAGACCCCCGGCCUCCCUCGCCCCAAGAACAAAUCAGUCUUCAAGAAGUUCUUUGGGAAGAAGGAGUGAGCCCCAGUUGAGAGGGAAAAAAGCCCCAGCCUGGCCUUUAUCCUUCUCUUGGGUGCCAUCCUGGCCCAGUCUCUGCUCCCACCACUGGCUCACUGCUUGCUACCUCCCCAAGGGAGAGAGGCUGCAGCAAACGUCUCUGCUCCAGACAGACCCGAGUCUGCACUGCACCCCAGCCACUGCAGCCCCUGGACUCAGCUCGGCACUGAGCACCCCUCCUGCCCACCCACAGGGUGCUCUCCCUGGGUGCCACUGGUCCCCCAGGCAUCUUGUUGAUGUGCAGCACAAGGAGGGACGGGGACGGGGGGGAUGGUUUUUAUUAAAAAGCAAACAGACACUUAGUCUGAGAGCUU
Messenger RNA from Cuculus canorus (common cuckoo), 6826 nucleotides. RefSeq names its product spectrin beta chain, non-erythrocytic 2-like. Gene Ontology annotation, biological process: actin cytoskeleton organization. The record is from RefSeq and is a predicted model, not a curated record. Gene Ontology annotation, molecular function: actin filament binding; phospholipid binding. Gene Ontology annotation, cellular component: plasma membrane; cell junction; cell projection. Bases 105 to 6476 code for a protein of 2123 amino acids. NCBI's taxonomy places the organism in Eukaryota, Metazoa, Chordata, Aves, Cuculiformes, Cuculidae. The transcript has 33 exons.